GGGCGAGCCACUUCAGGAGGUGGCAGGCGAGCCCCAAGUCUUCGUCUGGUGAACGGCAGGGCGACCACGGGGGUUGGCCUGCACACCAGCAGCACCGAGUCCGUCCGUUCACCCCAUCAACAUCUCAGCCAGCCGCACGGCAACAACAUCAACAAUAGUUAUUACAGUACUGGCAACAAUGUAUCCUCCAAUAAUCAUCCGCGGUUAAAUAAGGAUGACAGCAUCAAAAUCAGUAUCGAGAACACAAACACGUGCACCGACAGCCUCGUCACUGCGUUAGACGACGAGACUCUUCUCAUUACCGAUUUUCUUAACGAUACAGGCAACGAGAUGAAUUACAAAGGAAGCGGUAAAGUCCACUUCGGAGUGGACGACGUGUCGCUCUAUGGGACGCCGAAAGAAGAACUGGGCCCGGGUCUACCGGGCCAGGAAGUAAAGCAGAGUUUCUUAAAAAAUCAACUGCAGGCGUUGUUCCAGCCUACAGACAACAAAUUGGCGAUGAAAUUAUUUGGUAGCAAAAAAGCCCUUAUGAAGGAAAGAAUUAGGCAAAAAGCUGCAGGUCACUGGGUCAUACAUCCUUGCUCCAGUUUCCGAUUUUAUUGGGAUCUUUGUAUGCUGCUGUUAUUGGUAGCCAAUCUGAUAAUUCUGCCAGUUGCCAUUAGUUUUUUCAACGAUGAUCUAAGCACCCGAUGGAUAGCCUUCAACUGCCUUUCGGAUACGAUAUUUCUUAUAGAUAUUGUCGUUAAUUUCAGAACGGGGAUAAUGCAGCAAGACAACGCCGAGCAGGUGAUACUGGACCCGAAGUUGAUAGCGAAACACUACCUCAGGACUUGGUUCUUUCUUGACCUUAUCUCCUCUAUACCACUAGACUACAUUUUUCUCAUAUUUAAUCAAUUUCAGGACUUUAGUGAGUCUUUCCAGAUUUUACAUGCUGGACGUGCACUUAGAAUUCUCAGAUUGGCGAAACUAUUGUCGCUAGUAAGACUGCUAAGGUUAUCAAGACUUGUGCGAUACGUAUCGCAAUGGGAAGAAGUCUAUAUCCCCCUAUACCAACAGCCGGAGAGACACUACGAGCGACGGGCUACACCGCCCCAACCAGACCGAACGAGCAAGAUAUUGCAGAACCUACAAAAAAAACGCACUGAGCGGAGGGGGCGCCUAAGCUCUGACAAUAUGAAUAAAAAGAAGUCCGGUUUCAACAAAAGCGACCUUAUUUUUAAGUUCCUGAAUAUGGCGUCGGUGUUCAUGCGAAUAUUCAAUCUGAUCUGUAUGAUGCUAUUGAUCGGCCACUGGAGUGGUUGUCUUCAAUUCCUCGUUCCUAUGCUUCAGGGAUUCCCAAGUAAUUCCUGGGUCGCGAUUAAUGAAUUGCAGGACUCCUUCUGGCUAGAACAAUACUCCUGGGCCCUUUUCAAAGCAAUGUCACACAUGUUGUGCAUAGGAUAUGGCAGGUUUCCACCGCAGUCAUUGACCGAUAUGUGGCUCACGAUGCUCAGCAUGAUCAGUGGGGCAACAUGUUAUGCACUGUUCCUUGGUCACGCCACAAAUCUUAUCCAGUCACUUGACUCAUCGCGUAGGCAGUAUCGUGAGAAGGUCAAACAAGUCGAGGAGUACAUGGCGUAUCGAAAGCUACCUCGAGAAAUGCGUCAAAGAAUAACUGAGUACUUUGAGCAUCGUUACCAAGGCAAGUUUUUCGACGAAGAACUCAUCCUUGGAGAACUUUCGGAAAAACUUAGAGAGGACGUGAUAAAUUACAACUGCAGAUCGCUCGUUGCUUCGGUACCGUUCUUCGCAAAUGCAGACUCGAACUUUGUCUCUGAUGUUGUCACUAAAUUGAGAUAUGAAGUCUUCCAACCAGGUGACAUAAUAAUAAAAGAGGGUACAAUAGGCUCUAAAAUGUAUUUUAUACAAGAAGGAAUAGUGGAUAUUGUAAUGGCAAAUGGUGAGGUGGCAACUUCGUUAUCCGAUGGUUCGUACUUUGGUGAAAUAUGUUUGCUCACAAAUGCAAGGCGUGUUGCAUCAGUACGUGCCGAAACAUAUUGCAAUCUAUUUAGUCUCUCAGUGGACCACUUUAAUGCAGUACUGGACCAAUAUCCGCUUAUGCGUAGAACUAUGGAGAGUGUUGCCGCCGAGAGGUAUAAACUUUGGUUGAACAAAAUUGGAAAAAAUCCAAACUUGGUGGCGCAUCGUGAAGAGGAUCUUGGUAGUGAAUCGAAAACGAUAAAUGCGGUCGUUAACGCACUUGCCGAGCAAGCGGCACACGCGAGUGCUAGUGAAGAAUCGGUCCAUAGCUUAGAAAUGAGAACACUUCCAACGGGUCUAUUACCAAGGCCAAAAUCCGAAAAUAAUUUCGCAAGUCAAGAUUUACAACGUGAAGACCGCAGAAUCUUCCACAAAAGUGAUACAUUUCACAAGGAUUCGUAUCAAUGACGACACUCGUCUUACUAGCAUACGGAGCGGUACUGAUGCUGCUGUUGUGGGCAAUAAUGCUCUAGCUGCUGCACAACUGCUCCAAUUCUCAGUGUCUGCGAGAUUUCCACCAGUACGGAAGAAUCAUCUAAUCUCAAGCACACAAAAUUAUGCUCUCUACAUCAACAUCUCUUUCUCUCUCAGUAUCUUCUCUCCUCUCUUCUAGCUCAUUUUCGCUCACUCACUCAAACUCAUUAACGACUUCCUCUUGUAUCCUUUUUCUGAAUUCCACCAUCCAGCCAACAUCUACAUACACCCACUAGACUCAACUUGGCGCAAAAACUUUUACUUUGAUACAUUUCACCGACGUAAUUACACCGAAUGUCGUGCCGAUUGAAGUUACCUCAAAGCAGCUCAUCUUCACUAUUAACUUCGAGAGAAAGAUAACGAAUUGAUAAUUUAAAAUUUUAAGUGACAAUUAUUUAACUCAACGAUUCUACGUGAGCAACAUGAACUUUAAUAUAUAUAUAAUAUAUAUAUUAUAAAUCAUAUUUUUAACAGGUUUAUAAAUAUAAAUAGAAUAAUGAAACAGGUGGAAGUAUCGUGUGAUUACUGAGAAAAAAUAACAGACAAUUUAAAAAAUCUAAAUAUUAAUAAUAAUAAUAAUUAUAAAAAACUAUUUAAAAUCAAGACACAGUAAGUGAUGAUAGUGACCCAAGAACUAUGUUAUGUUGUUAAGAGUUCUUCGGGUCAAUGAUUACAAUUAAAUAAUAAAAAGUAUAUUAAUAAUAAAUAAAUAAUUAAUUAAAAACGAAUGAAAAUAAAUAUUAUUGAUACGUGCAACUAAGUGACAAAGGAAUAAAAAUAAAUAAUAUCUUUUUACUAGUUUUAAAAAUUUUAAAAUAAUGCAGUGUACUAUAAUAAAGUACAAAUAGUGCAGAAAAAUAAAUAAAUACUAUAUAGUGACUGUUAUAAUAAAUAGAUUACGAUUACAACUACCGCAUUAUUAGGCAAUUAUAGAGAUAUAUUAAUAUUUAUUGAUAUUUUAAAAAAUAAAUAUGUAAAUAAAGCCAUAACGUUUGUAAUGUCGCAAGAUAAAUUUUCUAUUAACUUUGUGAUUAUAAUUUAUUUAUUAAUUAUUAUUAUUAUUAUUAUUACUAUUAUUAUUAUUAUUAUUAUUAUUAUUAUUAUUAUUAUUAUUAUUAUUAUUAUUAUUAUUAUUAUUAUUAACUUAUUUUUAAAUUUUUAUCAUAAUUAUUAAUAUUACACUGUGAAAAAAAUCGGGGUAAGUCCAGGCGGUAUAGGUGUUAAAAUUUUCGGUUUUAAAUUUAAACACUGAAAGCGGUGUUAAAAUAACACCGCCGCCGGUUUAACUAUUCUUUACCGGUGUUAAGAUAUUUUACUUUGUCAAUAUUUUUACACGAAAAUAAAUGAACUAUAUAAAUUGAAAAGUGACACAUAAUAUAAUAAUAAAAUGAACACUAAAUACUAUCAUUCUAAAUAGUAAUUCUUUAAUUUAUAAAUUAAAACGUAAAUAAUUAUAGAAUGAAUAUUAAAAUUUAAUAUCUAUGCAAGAAAAAUUACUAUUAUGAUUAUGAUCUUUGAAAAUCAUAAGUGAAACUUAGAAAAUUGACGAUACGUAUUAUAAAAUUUAUUAUUUGGAAUGUUAAAAUUCCCCAUAUUGACACCCGGGUUCUGGGUUAUAAUUUCAAACAUUACUUUUCAAAGUUUAUUUUUUUCCGUGUACUUAUUCGAUCACUUCAGUUAAACAGUGUUAUUAUUAAUUAAUUAAAUUAUUAAUAAUUGAAAUGGUGGCCAUAAAAUUGUGUAAUUUUUGAAGAAAUACAUAGCAAAAUUUAAAUUUCCUCUAGAUAAUAUUCAUUAAAUUUUUAUGUAGGACUUUUUUUACACCGAUUUAACACCGAAAUUUUAACACUGCCGAAUUACACCGACUACACGUGUUAUUUUAACACCACUCUUUUUACAGUAUAUUAUUAUUAUUAUUGUUGUUAUUAUUAUUAUUAUUUAAUUAUUAUCUAAUUAUGAUAUAUUUUUAAAUAUGUAGACAGUGCCUAGACAGAAUUGCAAGCGACAUUAUGUAUAUUUAUAUUAUCUUAACUUAUUUUAUUAAUUAAAUCUUUAUAUUAAUGCCUAAUAUAUAAAUUAAUAAUGAUAAAUUAUAAAUAAAGUAUAAAAUAAUAAUAAAUUAGGAACAAGUCAAUGAGAAAACGAGAUUCGGUCGAUCUCUAGUUUAAUAAGUACCUAUAUAUAUAUGUAAAUAAAUAAAUAAAUAAUUAAAAAAUCAACUAACAAAAGUGAGUAGGAAAUAAAAUCUGUGAACACGUGUAAUUUAUUAAAAAUAGAAAUUUUCAGAUUCUCACAAAAACUAAUUUAUUCGCGUACAUAAUUAAAUAACACAUUGCAUAUAUACGACAUAAACAUAAAACAUAUAUGUAUGAAUAAUAAAACUAAAAAAAUGAAAUGAAACAGCGAGAUAGUGAAAAUUUAAGAGACCGAAAAACAAAUAUUUUUUUUAAAUAAAUUUAAAUAAUAUAGUAUUUAGCUAAUUAUGUUGCACGAUUAUCAAUCAAUUCGUGAUAUUUAUUGGCUUUGAUUAGUCAGCAACAUAUUGUAGGUUCUAUUAAAUUAUUAGGCAAACAAAUUAUUAUAAUUAUUAAUUAUUAAUGUUACUAUCAUUUUUAUUAUUAAAGUUAUUACAUAAAAUAUUAUAGAUUAUUAUUAUUAUGAUUACGAUAUAUUUUAUAAUUGAAAUAUGAGAGAAAAUAUUAAUUGAAGUAAUUGGAAUGUAUGUUAUUUUUAAUUUACAUGCUGUGAGAGGCUAAUACCAUAAAUCAAUUACUCUCGUGCAGAGGUGGUUAUUUUUUCAAUUAUUAACGAGACAAAUUUAUUUAUUAGAAAUAAACAUUUUUUUCAUAUUCAAUUUUUUUUUUUUAUUUAAAAAUUAAAAUUCAAUUCAAAACCUCUGCAAUAGUUGAUUAUGUAAUUAUACAUACGCGAAAAAUUUUAGUUAAAAUAAUUUUUUUCAAUACUUUCGUAUGGUAAAAUUCACGCUUUGAUACAAUAAAACAACAUUUGAAUUUUUUUUAAUUGAAAAAAAAAAAAAAAAAUUAUUAUUUAUAAAUUAAAAAAUAUUUCGGUCAUUUAAAAUUCAAUGGUAAAAUCUAACCGGGCGCACCAUCACACCAUGUGAGCUAUUUUUAUAUUCUCCCCUAAAUAUAAUAAUAAAAUUCGCGAUAGCGCGCCUUUUAUAAUAACUAUAAUAAUAAUAAUAAUAAUAAUAAUAAUAAUAAUAAUAACA
Molecule: messenger RNA, 5725 nt
Organism: Microplitis demolitor
Lineage: Eukaryota; Metazoa; Arthropoda; Insecta; Hymenoptera; Braconidae
Gene: Ih
Product: potassium/sodium hyperpolarization-activated cyclic nucleotide-gated channel 2
Exons: 14
Coding region: 331-2427 (698 amino acids)
Biological process (GO): transmembrane transport; potassium ion transport
Cellular component (GO): membrane
Molecular function (GO): voltage-gated potassium channel activity
Source: RefSeq, a predicted model, not a curated record